AUGUGCGUUAACUGUAUUCGAAACGAAGUCGACAUUACCGAAGGAAUUCCAAAGCAAGUGCACAUUCAUUUCUGCCGUAACUGUGAACGAUACCUUCAACCUCCUGGCAUUUGGGUUGUAGCCGAGCUUGAAUCUCGAGAACUGUUGACGCUCUGUCUCAAGAAACUUAAGGGCUUGAGUAAAGUCCGUUUGGUCGAUGCAGGAUUCAUUUGGACGGAACCACACAGUAGACGUAUCAAGGUCAAAUUGACAAUCCAGAAAGAGGUCUUUGCAAACACUAUUUUACAACAGGUUUUCGAAGUCGAAUACGUAGUGGGCACGCAGCAAUGUGAUGACUGUACUCGUUUAGCAGCUCAGAACACUUGGAAGGCUUCCGUCCAAGUUCGUCAAAAAGUAGAGCACAAGCGUACUUUCCUUUUCCUCGAACAGCUUAUUCUCAGACACAAUGCCCACAAGGAUACAACCAACAUCCGAGAAACCAAGGAUGGUAUCGAUUUCUACUAUGGUCACCGUGGUCAUGCUAUUAAGAUGCUUGAAUUUUUAAACGCUGUUGUCCCGAUCAAGUACAAAACUAGCGAACAGCUUAUUUCUACCGAUAUCCACACGAGCGUCAGCAAUUACAAGUUCACAUACUCUGUUGAAAUUGUUCCUGUUUGUAAAGACGACCUCGUAUGUCUGCCGAGAAAAGUUGCCAACAGCUUAGGCAACCUCACUCCCUUGCUUCUUUGCACUCGCGUGGGCAACACAAUUCAUCUGGUUGAUCCAAAUACACUCAACUCUGCCGACAUCAAUACCACUGUUUACUGGCGCUCUCCAUUCUUACCGUUGGCAUCAGCAAAGGGCUUAACGGAAUACUACGUUCUCGACGUUGAGCCGCUUGGCCCAGUCAAGGGAAGACAAGUGCUUGCAGACGUUCACGUUGCUCGCAUGUCCGAUUUCGGCCACAAUGACAACGAAUUUAUCGCACGAUCGCAUUUGGGCGCUGUCUUGAAUCCCGGAGACACAGUGCUUGGUUACGAUUUAUCACACAGCAACUACAAUAAUGACGAAUUCGACAAAUUAGACCGCAGAUCAUUACCCGACGUCAUCCUUGUGCGCAAAUCAUAUCCACAGCGCAGAAAGAAGAACAAGCAGCGUACUUGGAAGUUGCAGCAAUUGGGCAAGGAAGUUGAUGAUAUGUUGCCACGCAAGCAGGACGUCGCACGUAUUGAAAACGAUAUGGAAAUGUUCAUGCGUGAUAUCGAAGAGGAUCCUGAAUUCCGAUCGAACAUUAAUAUCUUCAAGAGUCAGAGCGAAGCACGCCAGCAACAACCUGCUGUGGAUCAUGGCGCCAUGACCGAUUCAUCAGAUAUUGAGGAAGAGGACUUCCCUGAAAUCUCGUUGGAAGAAAUGUUGGACGAAAUGCAGAUCAACCAGGAUACGUCUGAUCAGCAGCAACAACAGCAGCAGCAGCAGCAUCAGGAUGAGGACGAUGUGAUGAUGAUGUAA
This is a messenger RNA of Zychaea mexicana, 1488 nucleotides long. Its product is annotated as NMD3 family-domain-containing protein. The record is from RefSeq and is a predicted model, not a curated record. Gene Ontology annotation, biological process: ribosomal large subunit export from nucleus. Gene Ontology annotation, molecular function: ribosomal large subunit binding. Bases 1 to 1488 code for a protein of 495 amino acids. The transcript is spliced from 4 exons. Lineage: Eukaryota; Fungi; Mucoromycota; Mucoromycetes; Mucorales; Lichtheimiaceae. Gene Ontology annotation, cellular component: nucleus; cytoplasm.